Molecule: messenger RNA, 1179 nt
Organism: Nematostella vectensis (starlet sea anemone)
Lineage: Eukaryota; Metazoa; Cnidaria; Anthozoa; Actiniaria; Edwardsiidae
Exons: 2
Coding region: 450-1094 (214 amino acids)
Source: RefSeq, a predicted model, not a curated record
CGGUGUGGCUACCGACGCGCGGUAUACCUGUGGUAAUUAUAUCGGUGUCACAUGACUAAACAAGUUUGUACAAGUCAGAAAGUCAGAGUUUGUAAUGGCCGACAGCUUGAAAACCGCUAGAAAGCUACAUUGUAGAAGGAGCUGCCAGGUUCCGGAAGUUAAUAAGUGUGUUAUUCAAGCAUCGGAAUAAAUCGUUGUGUUUAUAAUCGGUUGUCGUCGUGGUUUAUGAGCCCCAUCGCCUCGCGGGCCUGCGCGAGGAGGUGACAGUUUUCAAGCUAUAGAGUCAAGUUGUCAAGCUAGUCUGAGGAUUUGGAGCUAGUUCGACGAGAAGGAAGUAUUUACGGUGAUACAGAAGGAUUUGUGGCGUGAUUGUGGCCAUAACAAGAGUGAAUAUUGGAUUUUAUUGUGUGAACGUUUCGGUUACGAGUGGAGCGAAUACGGAUUUCGCAAUGUCAGCUCGGUCUUGUCCUGCAGGUUUAGGAGCUCGAUCGAGGAGGUAUAAUACUCGAAGAAAUCGAGGAGAAGACAUGGAAGAGAGGAUUGUCAGUUUAAAGCGUUCGAGGUCGGGUUGCCUCGGCAGUUUGAGAAGGUUUCGAAAGGAAAUCGAAGAAUUGAUGUACAAGGGAAACAGGAAUGAAGUUAGCCGCAAACUUCAGUCUUACCACAACACGUGGGUGAAAUUCGUGCGUGUUCACUCCGAUCUUAUGGACUUAAUGGAUGAAGGGGAAGAGAAAAUGGAGGCCCAAAGAGUUUAUGACAUGGAACUCACGCUGAAACUCGAACUUUACUCUGCUGUUGACGAACAGGAUAUUGAGAGUGGAUCUCAGGUUUCUGAGAGACACACGAAGUCAAGGGUGAGUGAUAGAGAAAGCAGAUCACAUGUUUCUAGUAGACAUAGUUCAAGAUAUUCAAGAUCAAGUGUUAAGAGUGUUGCUGCCUUAGAGGAGAGAGCAGCAUUGAGUAAAUUAGAUCUGGGACAUUUACGGAAAAAACAGCAGCUCAAUAGAAAAUUUGAUGAGUUAAAAUAUGCUCAUGAACUUUUGGAAGCUGAAGUAAAAUGUGAAAAGGCUCAAACAAGCUACAUGAUUUUUUAAGAAGGAAAGGGAAGACUUGAAUGUGGAUCAGAGUAAUAAGUCUGCUGUGUCAGAGGAUGUAUGUGAUGUUUUCAAGGCUCAAUCU